AGUGCGAGUCGAGCUAUGGCCCGUCCUGAGUCACGGCUCUCCGCUCAUCUAUCUGUGUACAACCUUCAAGGCCUUUCCAUUAUAUUUCCAUCCCAUUCUCUCGCCAAGGCUCGCCAUCGAUAUUCCGAUCCCCGUCCCCCUUACAUCGUUCUCCGAUGCGCACGUCUCAUGUCAACCCACUAUGCUCUUCCUUGUUGAACUUCAGCACAAUUUUACGCAUUUUGAGUGCUU
Messenger RNA from Schizophyllum commune H4-8, 231 nucleotides. RefSeq lists its product as uncharacterized. The transcript has a single exon. Bases 16 to 198 code for a protein of 60 amino acids. The record is from RefSeq and is a predicted model, not a curated record. Lineage: Eukaryota; Fungi; Basidiomycota; Agaricomycetes; Agaricales; Schizophyllaceae.